Molecule: messenger RNA, 1244 nt
Organism: Paramecium octaurelia
Lineage: Eukaryota; Ciliophora; Oligohymenophorea; Peniculida; Parameciidae
Source: the annotation of a GenBank genome assembly
AUCAUUACAAAUAAAUUUAUUUUCAAUUGCAACUAAUUAAUAUUUAUUUCUCAAAAUGGGAUAAACUUGUACAAUGAACACAUGUUGUAAAAAGGAAGAGAUUUAUACUUUACGAAAUUCUGGAUUAUCUCUCGAGAUCUAAAUUAAAAAGUCAAUACCUUCCCAAUAAAUUAAUAAAGAAUAGGAAAAAGUGGAGGAUAAAAAAUAAAAAAAGAAAAGUGAUACUGUUUCUGAUUUAAUGGUUUCCUCAUAACAUAGUAAGGUGUCAAUAAAGCAAAUCGAAAAGAAUCUUCCUAUUCAAAAUCAAGAUGCGAACUAAAAUCCUCUAAUAAAAAAGAGUAUGGCAACCAAUGAGAGAAUUAAACUUCCAGUAAAAAUGUAAAGUUUAACUAGUAAAUAUUCUUGGCAAAUGGCUCAUCUUAUGAGGGAGAAUGGCUUCAAGGGAAGAGGGAUGGUUAUGGCAAAUAAUCUUGGCCAGACGGCUCAAUUUAUGAAGGGGAAUGGAAAGAUGAUAAAUCUUGCGGAAAAGUAAAAUUAAAUAUAAUUAAAAAUAGGGAAAAUUAAUCCAUGCAGAUGGAGAUGUGUAUGAUGGAGAAUGGGUUGAUGAUGCUGCAAAUGGAUUAGGCAUCUACAUUCAUGUGAACGGAGCAAAAUAUCAAGGAGAGGUAAAGGAUUUAAAACAUUAGAAAGUGGCUAAAUGAUAGUCAACAUGGAAGAGGAAGAGAGACUUGGCCAGACGGAGCCAUUUAUGAAGGAGAGUAUUAGUUUGGGAAGAAGCAUGGUAAAGGGAAAUUGAAUUUUGCAGAUGGUUCAUGUUAUUAAGGUAGGUCUAAGAUAUGAUAUUUAGGCGAAUUUUCAAAUAAUGAAAUCUAAGGUAUUGGAAAUUAUCAAUGGUCAGAUGGGAGGUCGUAUAUUGGAUAAUGGAGUAAAAAUAAAAUGCAUGGCAAGGGAGAUAUAAAGUGGUUGGAUGGGAGACAAUAUACUGGAGUAUUUUAGUUUGAAUAAGUUAGGAAUACGAAAACGAUAAGAAACACGGUAAAGGAGUGUUUAUUUGGUAAGAUGGAAGGAAAUAUAUUGGAAUUUGGUAGGGAGGCAAAUAACAAGGAGUUGGAAUUUAUUAUUCGACGGACAAUGUAAUGAGAAUUGGAGAGUGGGCAGAAGGAAAGAGAGUUAGAUGGUUUAAUAAAGAAGAGAUAAAUGAUUUAGAAAGAAAAGGUGUUCUAGACGAACUGAGAAAUUAAUGA